ACAGCCAAUAGCUACUUUCCUUACUGAGGAGUUGGCAACACUGCCUCUGUUGCAGUGGUGGACCAGGAAGUUCCGGGAAGGCGCCAGAACUGUGUGGUGAAGACGAUAUAUUUUGUGUCCGUUUCACACGUAUUACUACAGGCCGACCAAGGUCAAGUCUGAGGUUUGUAACAUCCAACAGUGAGGACAAACCCAACCUGCCUCUCUCCUUCCACACCGAGUCCAAACCUUCAGUCACUGGGUCCUGAUUGUGACAGUGGAGCCCAGUUUGCACUGCAGGAUCCAGAGAUGGCAUCAGUGAAGCUGGAAGACUGCAGUCAAACACUGGAGCUGAAUGUCAACAUUAAAGAUGAAGAAGAGGAGGAGAAGAUUGGGAAAUCUGUUUAUCAUGGCCGACUCAGGUCAAGUCUGAGGCCAGAAACAUCAACAGUGAGGACAAACCCAGCCUGCCUCUCUCCUUCCACACUGAGUCCAAACCUACAGUCACUGGGUCCUGAUUGUGACAGUGGAGCCCAUUUUGCACUGCAGGAUCCAGAGAUGGCAUCAGUGAAGCUGGAAGACUGCAGUCAAACACUGGAGCUGAAUGUCAACCUUAAAGAUGAAGAAGAGGAGGAGAAGAUUGGGAAAUCUGUUAAUCAUGGAAACCAUGUUGAGACAUUCUCUACAUCCAGAGAGCAACAGCAGGAAGAUCACAGAGCUAAGAGGUCUCACCACCUCCCACAUUGUGAGGAGAUUUUCCCAGUUCUAUCAAAGCUAAAAAUACAUCUAAAAAUACACACAGUAGAGAAUCUGAAUUCCUGUACUGACUGUGGGAAGAGAUUCACAACAUCACAAGCUCUGACAAUUCAUCAGAAAGUGCACAGUGGAGAGAAGGCUUACUCCUGCUCUGACUGUGGGAAAAGUUUCUCCAGAUUGGAUAAGUUAAAAAGUCACCAACUAAUACAUAGAGAGAAGCCAUUCUCCUGCUCUGAGUGUGGCAAAUGCUUCAAAACAUCAACUGAGGUAAAAGUUCAUCAGAGAACACACACAGGAGAGAAGCCUUACUUCUGCUCUGCCUGUGGAAAGAGUUUCUCCCGAUUGGAUACCUUAAAAGUACAUGAACGUGUACAUACAGGAGAGAAGCCAUACUCUUGCUCUGACUGUGGAAAAUGCUUCACCACAACAUCUGAUCUAACAGUUCAUCAGAGAACACACACAGGAGAGAAGCCUUACUUCUGCUCUGACUGUGGUAAAUGCUUCAAAACAUCAACUGAGGUAAAAGUUCAUCAGAGAACACACACAGGAGAGAAACCUUACUUCUGCUCUGACUGUGGGAAGAGUUUCUCCCGGAUGGAUACCUUAAAAGUACAUGAACGUGUGCAUACAGGAGAGAAGCCAUACUCUUGCUCUAACUGUGGAAGAUGCUUCACCACAACGUCUGAUGUAACAGUUCAUCAGAGAACACACACGGGAGAGAAGCCUUACUUCUGCUCUGACUGUGGUAAAUUCUUCAAAACAUCAACUGAGGUAAAAGUUCACCAGAGAACACACACAGGAGUGAAACCUUACUUCUGCUCUGACUGUGGGAAGAGAUUCACAACAUCACAAGCUCUGACAAUUCAUCAGAGAGUGCACACUGGAGAGAAGCCUUUCUCCUGCUCUGACUGUGGGAAAAGUUUUUCCCGAUUGGAUAAGUUAAAAAGUCACCAACAAAUACACAGAGAGAAGCCAUUCUCCUGCUCUGACUGUGGUAAAUGUUUCAAAACAUCAACUGAGGUAAAAGUUCAUCAGAGGACACACACAGGAGUGAAACCUUACUUCUGCUCUGACUGUGGGAAGAGAUUCACAACAUCACAAGCUCUGACAAUUCAUCAGAGAGUGCACACUGGAGAGAAGCCUUUCUCCUGCUCUGACUGUGGGAAAAGUUUCUCCAGAUUGGAUAAAUUAAAAAGUCACCAACUAAUACACAUAGCGAAGCCAUUCUCCUGCUCUGACUGUGGUAAGUGCUUCAAAACAUCAAUUGAGCUAACAGUUCAUCAGAGAACACACACAGACGAGAAGCCUUACUUCUGCUCUGACAAUGGAACGAGUUUCUCCCAAUUGGAAAAGUUCAAAUGUCCCCAGCGAAUACAUAUAGACAAAGUCUCACUUCUGCUCUGACUGUGGGAAGAGUUUCCCCCGAUUUAGAUACCUUUUAAAAUGUCACCAGCGUAUACAUACAGGAGAGAAGCCUCAUCAGUUCUCUCAGACCAGCUUAGAGUAAAGUCAUUACAUCACUUCAUUCUCAUCUCAUAAAUGAAGUGCUAACAGUGAAUUUGAUAACAUUUAAGAAAGAAUAAAACACUAUUGGGAUCCUAUUGUUUCUCACUGAGAGAACUGUGCAGAGGAAAGGGCGUGUUAUAGAAUGUUAGCUUCUUGUUAUUUUGCUGAUCAGUGAGCACCUUGUCAGUUUUUUGUUGUGUUUUGUUAGCUUUUACUCUAAAGAUAUUGAGAGUUCCUUGGAUUUGCCUUUAGGGUUGAAUGUCCUACGAGGCUUCUUACGUUGAAACAAUGAAGUCUGAUUGUUGACUGUGUGGUACUCUGUGGGAAUAAGUUAAGAAAUGUCAGAUAGAGAUGGUGUGAUGAUCAGUUUUCCGUGGGAAUGAGUUAGUAGACAACAUGUAUCAGAUAGAUGAUCAGUUUUCUGUGGGAAUGAGUUAGUAGACAACAUGUAUCAGAUAGAGAUGGAUCAGUUUUCUGUGGGAAUGAGUUAGUAGACAACAUGUAUCAGAUAGAGAUGAUGUGAUGAUCAGUUUUCACCAUUUAGUUUUGUUGUUGUUUUGUUUUACUACUAAGCAACUUUUGUUUAGUGAUAUACAUACUUUGAAACAAUAAACAUGUUAAUUAAAUUGUCUUAAAUAGAUGUAUUAUUUUUGUCAUUGAUGAAUGUAUUUGGAUGUCUGCAUUGAACUUAAUUGAUGUGCGAAUGAAAAAUAAAUAUUCUACUUGAAUUUGUGCUGGUCAAACUUUGGGUUAUCUAUACAGACAAUGCAAUGUUUUUGUUUAAUUGAUGUUAUUCAAACUAAUUUAAAUGUCUAUGUAUCUACUGAAUACAUGUCACUACACCUCUACAUGCCAAUUAGCUAGUCCCCAGUAUGUUCUACAAUGCAUACAAAUCAUGUUUUGCAGUAUAAAGGACAUGUUUUCAUAUUUAAAUAAAAGUUAAAUAAAAUAA
Oncorhynchus mykiss (rainbow trout) is the source of this 3193-nucleotide messenger RNA. Lineage: Eukaryota; Metazoa; Chordata; Actinopteri; Salmoniformes; Salmonidae. The record is from RefSeq and is a predicted model, not a curated record.